This is a messenger RNA of Pogoniulus pusillus (Red-fronted tinkerbird), 3267 nucleotides long. RefSeq names its product cAMP-dependent protein kinase inhibitor alpha (gene PKIA). Lineage: Eukaryota; Metazoa; Chordata; Aves; Piciformes; Lybiidae. The record is from RefSeq and is a predicted model, not a curated record. Gene Ontology annotation, biological process: negative regulation of cAMP-dependent protein kinase activity. Gene Ontology annotation, molecular function: cAMP-dependent protein kinase inhibitor activity. The transcript is spliced from 3 exons. The coding region runs from base 393 to 623 and encodes 76 amino acids. Gene Ontology annotation, cellular component: cytoplasm; nucleus.
AGGAGCCGCUGGCAAACAAACCUCCCUUCCGGGAGAGGCUCUCCCCUGGCGCCGGCCUCGCAGCGCUGCGGCAGUCUGCGCUCCUGUUUCUUGCCGUUUCGGCCGGUACUCCCGGGCAGGGCGGGCAGGCCCCGGUGCCCGACACUAGGAAGGCGGCUCUUGCUGGCCGAGCGGCUUGCAGCACCGGCCCUUGCCGCCGCGCUCGCCGCAGCCCGCGGACGAGACUCCCGAGAGGCGAAAACGGUUGGAGCGGAGCGGAGCGGCCCGGCCCGGCCCAUCCUACUGCUGUGCCCGGGGAGGGACCCCCGACCAACCACCGCGCCGCCGGGACCCCUGCCGGCCCUCACAGCCUCCCAGGCAGUGCGGUACUGCUAUGUGGAUAUUUGUUAGCAAUGACUGAUGUGGAAUCUACAUAUGCAGACUUCAUUGCCUCAGGAAGAACGGGUAGAAGAAAUGCUUUACAUGACAUACUUGUGUCCUCUCCGGGUGGGAAUUCCAGUGAACUGGCCUUAAAGUUAUCAGAACUUGAUAUAAACAAAGCAGAAGGAGAAGGAGAUGCCCAGAGAAAUCCAAGUGAGCAAACAGGGGAGGCCCAAGGGGAGGCAGCAAAGCAAGAAAGCUGACAUCCAACUUUGACUGACUGGAGCAGCUGCUGGAUGUUUUCAGACUACAAGAGCAUGCUGGAAUAAAUUUGUUUCCAUGAGCAAGCUGGUGGAAAAGAAAGUGCAUGUGUCUUCAUUGCUGGAACCCACUCAACACAACACUAAAAAUGGGGGUACAAGCUGUGGCAGAAGACAGAAUUUUCUCUACCUCUGUCAUUAGCAAUGGUUGAAUGUGUUACUGGUUUCUUGGGAUAGUGUCAUCAGAUGGAUCCCUUCGUAAUGACUACUUGAUGGGAACACUUUUAAGAAGUAGAGCAGGUAAAUCUUGUAGCAAAUGGCCUUUGUAACGUCAGAGGAUCUAAUUGUGUAUCUUAAGCGAAGGCUUGUGUGAUCCUCAGAGCUUAAAAUUCUCUGGCCAGAGUGUUCACCCAUUAAAGGACUGUAAAGAAAGCACCAUUUUUAGAACUCUCUCUCUCUGUUUUACAGCCCUGUUCUUUACAAUGGGUUUUGUACCGUGCGACUUAGAUGCUCCACACUGCCCCUUCUCGACUGCUGACGAAGGACAUUUCUGUUACUGUGAAUUUUUCUACCACGCGUUUUGAAAGGGCUGGGGUUUGGUUUUGUUUCUUUUGCAUAAUGUGGUGAUGUGCACAUGAGAGAUUUACAAAGCCAACUGCUCGAUUCCACUCUGCUUAACCUAAACCACUUGGCAGCAUUUGGUACUAGAUGAGCCUCCAAAGCGAGUUGUUAAUGUGAAUACUUGAGCGUGUUUCGUGUCCUUGGUACGUUUUUGCCACUUGCCUGUAGUUAGUUGCAUAUCAGAGACUCAGAUUGAAUCUUUUGCGUUCUUAUUCCCCCUUUUUUUUCUAAUUUUACUCCCAAUUUCUUAAUCUUUCUCUGAAGUAUUUUUUAGAGACGUUACUCCAGGUAUUUUAUUGCUAUGGUAGUUUCAAGAAUACAUUUAUAGCCUUGUUUAGGUUACAAUUCAAGCUGAUUCCGUGGUGCUAGAGGUUUUCCUGGUUCACGUUGUUCAAGGUGGGCCUUGUUUACACAUGAGGAAAGUAACUGGCACAGAUCAUUGCCAAUUACAUGUUCUGGUAGAAGUCUUUUUGUUUGCAGGGUAGUCCAACCCGUGGAUCUGCCAGGGGGACUAUGCUUUCUGUUCCUUGCCUUUGCCUCAGUGGAUCAGGCUGUUGAGUUUGCACAGCUAGUAGCCUGUUACUGAUGCAUCAGAUACGUCUGAGUGCUCAAAGCUGCUACAGCAGCCUUUUGGCUCAGAGGGGGAAAGGGAAGGGGGCGACUUGGUAUCUAGCACCCAAAAGACUGGACUUCUUGCUUCUCAGCUGUUCCAACAUGACACUUCAAACUGGACCUCCACUGACAUACCAGGAUAGUUUGUCCAUCCAGGGGAUCACCUAAAGUACCUACGACUUAAAAACCUAUUCUGCAGUAGCUGUGCUGAUUGAUUUUCUUCCCCUGAUGCUGUCCCAACAGAUAAGGCCAGAUGUGGUGCUAAGGGACGUGGCUUAGCACUAGACUUGGUAGUUAGAUAAUAGUUGGACUUUAAUGAUCUUAAAGGUCUUCUCCAACCAAAAUAAUUCUGCGAUUCUCUGAUUCUCUGAGGCUGAAUGCUGCAGAACAGCACAGCCACCCCUCGGUGUGACUACGGUGAGUGAUGAGAGGGACUGACGAGUAAACCAUGGCAAUCACAUCAACACCAAUCACUGAGUCAGAUUUGUUUUCUUUUAUUAACAGGAGGUGAUGUCACUUUAUAUAUAGUAUAUAUAUAUAUAUUAUAUCUAUUUUUGUGUUGUUGUUGGUUUCAGGUGUUCUGCACUUUUUAAUGUUUGUAAACUUUUACUAAUAUGAAUAGUGUGAUUGCUUCCUGAAUAUACUAAUCAUCAGUUACCAAAUCACCUUUGUGGCCACAGCUGUUUGUUUCUACCAUGAUGUAUCAUAGUACUUGUCACCUGAAAUUCUUUUGUGAGAUGUGUGGAGAAAAAAAAAACAAACCAAACCCAAACCAACAAAACCAACAACCCACAACACUUCGAAUCAGUAUUAUGAGCUCGUUUAUUAGUGUUAAAAGAAACAGACCAAGCCAGCAGUGUGCUUGUGGCUCAUUAGUGUAAUAUUAACUCUCACCUUUUCUGGUUUGGAAGCUGAAUGCCUUGCUGUCUUAUUAGCUGUCGAAUGCCCUGUCUUCUUGGUAACACAAGUAGUUCAUUUGCUUUGAAAACCUUCUUACCCUUCAACUAAUUAUUUAUCCCUUUGUGUCACUUGGUGUUCCUUUCAGAGUUAACACAUAAUGAUUAUUGAUUUCUUGUUAUUCUUUUUUAAUCAUUUCCCCCAUUUUGCUCUUGCAUCCAAGUUCUUCAAGCUGAAUUGGUUGCCCUUUUAUCAUGGUCUAGCUACUGUCAACCUAGCACAAACACCAGAAGGAAAUGAGAUUCCAGGGGGUUUUUUAUAGUGUUAUUUUAUUGACAGUCCAUGAGACAUCAUCAAUAUAAUGUUGCAGACAAGGGCAAUAGUGGAAUAAGUAAUAAUAAUAGUGCAUUAAAGAGUUGACUUCACUUAUUUUCCUUCAGUGUUCUUAUUUGGCUACACUUUCCUUCUUAACUCUUCUGUGUUGUGAAAUAAAAUGAAUUUCAUCCUUUCCUCUCUA